Nelumbo nucifera (sacred lotus) is the source of this 2097-nucleotide messenger RNA. RefSeq names its product hexokinase 3 (gene HXK3). Lineage: Eukaryota; Viridiplantae; Streptophyta; Magnoliopsida; Proteales; Nelumbonaceae. Gene Ontology annotation, molecular function: ATP binding; glucokinase activity; D-glucose binding. Gene Ontology annotation, biological process: carbohydrate phosphorylation; glucose metabolic process; glucose 6-phosphate metabolic process. Gene Ontology annotation, cellular component: mitochondrion; cytosol. The record is from RefSeq and is a predicted model, not a curated record.
GAAUAACAGAACUGCUCAUCUCUAGACUGUAAUCGUGGCUAGCAAAGUUUAUACAGGCGCUUGAUUUCUUUUGGUUUCAGUGAGAUCACGUACCAACGCAACAAAAAAUGAAUCACAGAAAGCUUGAAAAAUCGUAAUAAGAGUAUACUUCUUGCGCUGAAUUGCAAUUCCUCUGGGCUUCAGCCGCGAAAUCGGCAGAGAGGUCGCCUCCUUGGAAACUCAGGAUAACCGCUUGCGACAAGGUCGAGCUGAGAUCAAGAGCGCAACUCGUCCCCACCACCUUCUUGGGUUAGAUUCGGACAUUACAAGAACAGAACAGAGCUGUCACAAUCGUCCCCUGUUUCGAACUUCAAAGCUCAAUCCCCUCCAGAGUCCUGACGGUGGUACUGAAUUUCAAAAAAAAAAAAAAAUUGAGAGAAGAAAGUGGGAAAUAAACCGGUUGUAACUACCUGCUACAAUGUCGAUCGCUGCAACUUCAACCAUCGUGGGGUCUUUCUCCCCCACACGCUCUCCGACAGGAAGGCUCCGGCCAAGGAUGGCCUUGCGAUCUAGCGGCAUCUCAGUAACCCCGAUCCUUGCCGAUCUACAAAAGAACUGCGCCACGCCUCUACCUGUUUUGCGCCACGUUGCAGACGCCAUGGCUGCUGAUAUGCGAGCUGGGCUUGCCGUUGAGGGCGGCAGUGAUCUUAAGAUGAUACUCAGCUACGUUAAUAGUUUGCCCACUGGGAACGAAAAGGGCUUGUUUUACGCUUUGGAUCUUGGUGGUACAAACUUCCGGGUGUUACGAGUGCAAUUAGGAGGAAAGGAGGAGCGUGUUAUUGACACUGAAUUUGAGCAAGUAUCGAUUCCUGAAGAGCUGAUGUUUGGCACCUCUGAGGAGUUGUUCGAUUUUAUUGCCUCUCGGCUGGCGAGAUUUGUAGAAAAGGAAGGUGGGAGAUUCUGCCUGCCCCAUGGGAGGAAAAGAGAGAUUGGUUUUACAUUUUCUUUUCCUGUGAAACAAACAUCCAUUGAUUCCGGCAUAUUAAUCAAGUGGACCAAGGGUUUCGCUGUCUCUGGAACKGCAGGAAAAGAUGUAGUUGCUUGCUUGAAUGAAGCUAUGGAAAGGCAGGAAUUAAACAUGAGAGUUUCUGCCCUGGUCAAUGAUACUGUUGGAACACUUGCUGGAGCAAGGUAUUGGGAUGAUGAUGCCAUGGUUGCUGUUAUUUUGGGCACUGGAACUAAUGCAUGCUAUGUGGAACGGAUGGAUGCUAUUCCAAAGCUGCCAGAUCAGACACUGAAUUCUAGAAGAACUAUUAUCAAUACUGAGUGGGGAGCAUUUUCAAAUGGGCUUCCUUUAACAGAGUUUGACAGAGAUAUGGACGCUGCAAGCAUUAAUCCUGGUGAGCAGAUAUUUGAGAAGACAAUCUCUGGUAUGUACCUUGGUGAAAUUGUAAGAAGGAUUCUUUACAAGAUGGCAAAAGCUGAUGAUUUAUUUGGUGAUGCUAUCCCAGAAAAAUUCUCCAAACCUUUCAUACUGAGGACUCCCGACCUUUGUGCCAUGCAACAAGACAGCUCUGAUGAUUUAGAAGCAGUUGGAUUGAUCUUAAACAACACCAUUGGGGUGGCUUCGAAUUUAAAUGCCAGGAAAGUUGUCUUGGAAGUCUGUGACACCAUCGUGAAGCGGGGUGGGCGGUUGGCUGGAGCAGGAAUUGUGGGCAUUCUCCAAAAGAUGGAAGAAGAUUCCAAAGGUGUAGUCUUUGGGAAAAGGACAGUGGUGGCAAUGGAUGGAGGCUUGUAUGAGCACUAUCCUCAGUAUAGAAGCUAUCUCCAAGAUGCGGUCACAGAGCUUCUAGGGUCUGAAAUAUCAAAGAAUGUAAUCAUAGAGCACUCAAAAGAUGGAUCUGGAAUUGGAGCAGCUCUUUUGGCUGCCUCAAACUCCAAAUACGGACACUAAUUCUAGGUGCAAAUAUUAACUAAGUCAUUAAAUAAAGUAUUACUUUUCAUUGUUUUCCAUGCAUUUUUUUCUUGUCAAGCAAAAUUCUUUUGGAAAUUGAUCAGGCACAGCAUCAAUAAAUUACCACUGAGACAGAAUGAAAUAUAAUGCAGUGAGUUCAUUCA